GCAGGUACCAAUAUUCAGAAGUAAUAAAAUGGCCAAGUGUGAUAUGUAAAAAUUCAGCUAAUCCCUAAGUUCCGAAUUUACUAUGUUCGAAAAUGGAUAAAUAUCUAGACUUUCGUUAAAAGAGCGCGCUAUGUAUAGUUUUGUUUAAGAAGUGUCCGUGUUAUAAAUUCGCAACAAUAAUAAUAAUGUCUUCUGAUAAAAUAAAAGUUGCCGUCAGGGUCCGUCCUUUCAAUAGGAGAGAGUUGGAAAUGCUAACGCCAUGUGUUGUGGAAAUGAAUAAACAACAAACAAUUUUACAUCAAUCUCUGGGAUUGGAUAAGAUAGACAGAAAACAGCCAAAGAGUUUCGCCUUCGAUCAUUGUUUCGAUUCUGUCGACCCUUACAGGGACAACUACGCUUCCCAAGAUGUGGUAUUUGACUGUCUAGGACGUGAUAUUUUAGAUAAUGCUUUUCAAGGAUACAACGCUUGUAUCUUUGCCUAUGGCCAAACUGGUUCAGGUAAAUCAUAUACAAUGAUGGGUGCUCAAGACAACAAGGGAAUUAUUCCCCGUCUGUGUGACAGUUUAUUUGACCUUAUAGCAAAAAGACAAAAUUCUGAACUUUCGUAUAAAGUAGAAGUUAGUUAUAUGGAAAUUUACAAUGAAAAGGUGCAUGAUUUAUUAGAUCCGAAAACAACUAAACAGUCUUUAAAAGUUAGAGAACACAAUGUGUUGGGGCCUUAUGUUGAUGGUUUAUCACAGUUAGCUGUUACAUCCUUUCAAGAUAUUGACAAUUUGAUGGCGGAAGGCAAUAAAUCUAGAACAGUGGCAGCAACGAAUAUGAACAGUGAAUCUUCCAGGUCGCACGCAGUUUUUUCCGUAAUUUUAACGCAAACUUUAACUGAUAAUAAAUCAGGUGUAUCGGGUGAAAAAGUGAGCCGAAUGUCUCUUGUAGAUCUUGCGGGCUCUGAGAGGGCUGUGAAAACUGGAGCUGUUGGUGAACGACUUAAAGAAGGUUCUAAUAUUAACAAAUCGUUAACCACUUUGGGACUAGUCAUAUCUAAAUUAGCCGAUCAGUCUUUGGGGAAAAAUAAAGAUAAAUUUGUGCCAUAUCGUGAUUCUGUGUUAACGUGGUUAUUAAAAGAUAACUUGGGUGGUAACAGUAAGACUGUUAUGGUUGCCACUAUUUCUCCAGCUGCCGAUAACUACGAGGAAACGUUAUCCACACUAAGAUACGCAGACAGAGCUAAAAGAAUUGUUAAUCACGCUGUUAUCAAUGAAGAUCCAAAUGCGAGAAUUAUUAGGGAAUUACGCCAAGAAGUCGAAGCAUUAAAGGAGAUGUUAAAACAUGCAACUGGAUCGCCCGAUAUAUACAAAAAACUGACCGAAAGUGAGAAACUGUACAAAGAGAUGUCCCAGACUUGGGAAGAAAAAUUAGAGAAAACGGAACGGAUACAGGGCGAACGACAGCAGGCAUUAGAAAAAAUGGGGAUUAGUGUCCAAGAUUCGGGUAUUAAAGUAGAAAAGAAUAAAUUUUAUUUAGUAAAUCUGAACGCCGAUCCGUCAUUGAACGAGCUGUUAGUGUACUAUUUGAAGGAAAAGACAGUAGUUGGUGGGAAAGGAGCCGAUAUUCAAUUGUCGGGGUUGGGAAUACAACCGGAACAUUGCAUUAUAACUAUAGAAGAUGGAAACUUGUUUAUGAAACCUCUAUCUAAUGCACGCUCAUUUAUAAAUGGAUCUCAAGUUACGGAGCGAACGCAACUUCAAAAUGGGGAUCGGAUUGUUUGGGGUAAUCACCAUUUCUUUCGGAUUAAUUGUCCAAAGGCUAUUGCUUCAACAUCUGAACCUCAAACUCCCGCACAGAAUAUAGAUUACAACUUUGCUCGUGAGGAAUUAAUGCUGAACGAGCUAAGUAAUGAUCCGAUUCAAGCUGCGAUUUCAAGGUUAGAAAGGCAACACGUUGAAGACAAACAAGUUGCCUUAGAGAAACAGCGGCAAGAAUAUGAGCGUCAAUUUCAACAGUUACGUAACAUUAUGUCACCAUCGACUCCUUAUCCACCUUACUCAUAUGAUCCUUUAAGAUUUGGCAAAACGACGCCUUGUACCCCGACGACACAGAUGCGAGUGGAGAAGUGGGCUCAAGAACGUGAUGAGAUGUUUAAGCGGAGCAUAGGCCAGUUGAAAGCCGACAUAUUAAGGGCGAAUACAUUGGUUAAAGAAGCGAACGUGCUUGCGGAAGAGGUUGGAAAACAGACAAAGUUUAGCGUUACUCUUCAAAUACCUCCCGCAAAUUUAAGCCCCAACAGAAAGAAAGGUGCGUUCGUCAGUGAACCGGCUAUUUUAGUGAAAAGAAUCAACGCCCCUAGCCAAGUGUGGAGUAUGGAAAAAUUAGAAAACAAAUUGAUCGAUAUGAGGGAGAUGUACGAUGAGCGACGGGAAAAGGGAAUUAUGUUGGAAGACCCGGCGACGUUGAAUAUUAUCGAUCCGUUUUACGAAUCUCAGGAGAACCAUAACUUGAUUGGAGUGGCGAAUAUAUUUCUGGAGGCGCUGUUUCACGAUGUAAAAUUAGAUUAUCACACACCGAUUAUUAGUCAGCAAGGGGAAGUUGCUGGUAGAUUGCAGGUUGAAUUAAGUAGAGUCGCGGGCGUGCUUCCGCAGGAUCGAGUAUGCGAAGCGGGUUCGGACAAUUCGUGUGAUAGUAGCCAAGAUGAAGAGGAAAGCUGUAGCGGAACAAACGUGACAUGUCGUGUACAUAUUAAACAAGCGGCAGGUUUACCAUUGUCACUGUCUAACUUUGUGUUUUGCCAGUAUAGCUUUUGGAAUCAUCCGGAUCCGAUUGUUGUUGCUCCGACGGUUCCAGAGCUGCAUCAAAAUGUCCAUCAAGUUGGACAAAAGGUUUCGAUGUCUUUUAAAUUUGACGACAUUAAGGAUUUUACUGUUCCUAUUAAUGAAGAAUUUUUAGAACAUUGCGCAGAGGGUGCUCUGUCUAUCGAAGUGUGGGGACAUAGAAGUGCGGGGUUUUCAAGAACAAAACCGGGGUGGGAGGUAGAGCAGCAGCAACUUGCCAAAGCAAGAUCGUUAGCAGACAGAUGGUCGGAAUUAACCAGGAAAAUAGAGUUGUGGGUUGAAAUACAGGAACUUAAUGAUCAAGGGGAGUACAGUUCAGUGGAAGUGAGUAAUAAAGGGGAUGUGUUAACGGGUGGCGUGUACCAACUUCGACAAGGUCAGCAAAGACGAAUACAGGUCAGAGUGAAACCGGUCCAAAAUUCUGGCACACUCCCCAUAAUAUGCCAGUCUAUUAUCAAAGUGGAAGUGGGAAGCGUUUUGGUAAGAUCGCGCCUACAAAAACCGCUAGAUUCGUACCAAGAUGAAGAUCUUGCUACGUUACGGGAAAGAUGGAGUGAAGCCUUGAUGAGGCGCCGUCAGUACUUAGAGCAGCAAAUAAAAAAAUUAAUAGAUAAGUUAGAUAAAACCGAACAAGACAUUGAAAGAGAGCAAAGCUUAGUCGAUCAGUGGGUAAAUUUGACUGAAGAACGAAAUGCAGUUUUGGUCCCAGCUGCCGGUUCCGGAAUACCUGGAGCACCUGCUGUGUGGGAACCACCAUUAGGAAUGGAACCAUAUGUACCUGUGCUGUUCUUGGAUCUUAACGCUGACGAUCUAUCAACACAUCAGUCAGGGGAAGAAGUGUCAAUAACGGGUCACAACUCUAUACUUCCGAAAGAGAUUGGCAGUAAAUUUUAUAGCUUACACAUUCUACAACAUUUGGAAAAAGACGUUUGCGCCGUCGCUUCUUGGGAUUCCUCAAUUCAUGACAGUAACCAUCUCAACAAGAUAACAGAACGUAAGUUUUAUUCUUCUAUUUCGACCAUACAAAAUAACUGUAUUUCAGCAAAUGACAGAGUAUACCUUAUCCUUAAAACCAUUGUAAGGUUAUCCCAUCCUGCCCCAAUGGACUUGGUGCUCCGAAAGCGUCUCUCCAUCAACAUAUACAAACGGCAAAGUAUUACGGAUCGCAUUAAAAGAAAUUUUGUUCGUUCUCACGUACUGACCCAGUCUGGGGUGACUUACGAGGUAGUUUCAAAUAUACCCAAAGCUAGUGAGGAAUUAGAAGAUAGGGAGUCUUUGGCACAAAUAGCCGCUUCUGGGGAAGACACUUCUUUAUGCGAUGGCGAAACUUACAUAGAAAAAUAUACGCGUGGCGUUAGCGCUGUUGAAAGUAUAUUAACGUUGGAUCGUCUCAGACAGAGUGUUGCGGUUAAGGAACUCUUACAAGCGAAGGGACAACCACUGAUGCGGAAAACGGCCAGUGUUCCCAACUUCUCACAGUUGAUGAGAUUGGACCUAAGCACCGAAUCGUUAAACAUUCCACGUUCAGAAAGUGUAACAGAUUUGAAUAGCGAACCAUUAGGUGGGUUACCUCUUCGCACGCGCAGCAGCUUUGGCAAAGAUCCCGAUGCUACACCACCGAAACCGUUUGGCCUCGGCUCCAUUCUGACAGCUCGACCGACCUUCUUAAACUUAGGUUUGAAUCUGAAUUCGCUGCGAUUGCAGCAGCCAAGUGGAACAGUGAAACUAGGAAUGACAUCGCCCGCGAAUCCGAAACUGGGAUUGCGAAUGACAACGUUACACGAAGAACAGCUUCCUCUCCCAAGAAAGCAUUCUCUCGAGUUAAUUACAGAUGAAAGUUGUGAGGAAAAAUACAACUACAUCGAAGAUGGCAAUACGAGAUAUAUGGGGUCAAAUAAAUCUGUAUCAAAUGGAAGGAAAACUUUACCGACAUCGAGAACAUUGGAUUCGUUGGUUGAAUUAGCUCCGAAGACCAGUACACCAUCUGCCAGCUCAAGCGGUUAUGGCUCUCAAGCGGUAUCAUCUACAAAUCUAUCCAGCGAGGACUCAAUGUCUUUGCGAAGCAUAAGUGUAGAUGACACUCCAGAUUUUGAAAGCCGUCCUCCAUUAACUAUCGAUUUAAAACCGGUCACAGAAGUAGUUGAUGUUAAUGCAGAUGAAGAACAAUUUGAUAAUGAGAGUGAAAUUCAUUACAACAAAUUGAAUGAACCACAAAAUUGCGAUGACAGCUUAUUAAACGAAUCAAAUCACCAUGGAACAUCCGGCGUGCUAUCUGACAACACAUCUGAUUCCCCAUCAGAAAAUGGUGUGUACAAAACGAACAUGAUACCUGGCAAGGUGACGCGUCGGCGGAAAUCCAAUCCGAAACCUCACCAUUUAACUCAGCAGCAGAGAGCUUCUUUUCCUCAGGCCCGUCCACUAUUGUCCGAAAGUAAAGCGGCGCAACAUCAAUUAGAACAGAACGUUACGUUAACGAAUAACGAUGAAAGUUUACACAAUUUUGCGGAUAGAUUAGAAGAAGAUCGUGACAAUAAUUUCGGUUCCCGUCCUGAUCUUAACAAAUUGGCAGAUGUACCCGUCCCCGAUUGGGUCGUUAUAGGGGAAAGUGUGCUCAUUCGUCCAUACAAUUCGUCGGGGGUAGUUGCUUAUAUAGGCCCAACGGAUUUUGCAAGCGGAACAUGGGUUGGUGUUGAAUUAGAUGCACCAAAAGGGAAGAACGACGGUUCUGUACAAGGAAUCCAUUAUUUCACCUGUCGUCCCAAACAUGGUAUGUUCGUUCGUGCGGACAAACUAAUCUUGGAUAGAAGAGGGCGUGCGAUGCGAAUGUACAAGGCCGAAUCGCAGAAUAACUCCUCACGAAGUGAUAAGUUGCCACGUUCCCGUUCUAAGGGCGACUGUUUAAAUAUCGUAGGUACACGGUCAAAUUCUAAGGCGAAAUAAGCUUCUACCUCAUUACUACGCCCCUCCAAAAUUCCACCCGUUGCUUUCUUUUUAAGAUGUAUUUUAAUACACACACGUGAUUGUGUAGCUGUGCCGUCCAUAUGCAUGUGGCAUAGAAAAGUUUCCGUUAUUCUUUGUCAAGAGAUUUCGAUCAUUUCUAUUAGCAAUAUUUUUAGUGAAUGGAAUCGUUUUGUACAUUAAGUUAUCGCACUCAAAAGUAUGUGGAUCUCACUAUAACGACAUACUUCAGUGUCUAUUGUAGAAAAUUUGUGCAAAAGUCGAGAUGUGUAUUAAUAUUUGGCGCAAUACUCUUCGUUGUGCGUUUUUCUGUUUAGACAGUCUUAAUACCUUAUCAAUGAUGAUUUUACUAGGGAUACAUAGAAAGUUUUGAAACCUGAACCACCAGUUUGAUUUCGUCCAGUAUUAAUUGAACUCAAAAUUAUCGCCCAAGACAAUUAUCGAGAUGUUACGUUUUUAGGAAAUGACCAGUUUUUGUAUUUCUUACAACGACAUUCUCUAAUCUUUCUGUGAUAUUUGAGUUGCAUCCUUUAUUUUCUAAACAUAUCUUGGGCAGCAUUAAAAGUGGUUUAGUGACAACAGUUUAAUUGCGUUUGCGUUUUAAAAUGUGCUGUAUAGUAGUAGAAAGUAGUUGGUUUUACAUAGAUUUUAGAAGCUAAGGUGAUAUAAAGGUAUUUAAAUACUUCUAUGUGUGUUUGUAGACGAUAAGUAUAUUAUGGUAGCUUUUUAUUGUUUAUUAAAAAAUGUUCUAUUUUAUUAAUUUACAUUCCCAUUGUAAAGUUGUAUAUUUUUGGAACUCGAUCUAGUCCUAUAUAUUCGUUUAUGCUCAGUGAUUACGUUUAUUUUGUUAUUAAGAUCUAUAUUCACAUUUUUCAUCUGACAUCACUAAAACGUGCGCGUCUUGCCUGUAAAUUUGAACAAGUAAUUCACAUACAUUUGUCCAUUAAAACAAUUUCUGUCCAGUUCUCAAUAAUACAACAUUAAAUAAUUAUGUAAGUGCAGUUAUCUUAAAAAUUGGUGUAUAAAAUUAUCUUAUAAGUAAGGAUAAGCUGCACACAUUUACCAUAUUCCUCUACAAUCACUUUUUAAUGAGAAUGGUGGAACCGUAAUUGUACUCUGUGUCACAUAAGUAGUAAAAUAUGUGCAAAUGUUAGUCAUUAGAAUGUAAUGUACAAUAAAGAUACACUAGCUUA
This is a messenger RNA of Photinus pyralis (common eastern firefly), 6976 nucleotides long. It is a transcript of the gene Khc-73, whose product is annotated as kinesin-like protein KIF13B. Lineage: Eukaryota; Metazoa; Arthropoda; Insecta; Coleoptera; Lampyridae. The transcript is spliced from 23 exons. Bases 186 to 5765 code for a protein of 1859 amino acids. The record is from RefSeq and is a predicted model, not a curated record. Gene Ontology annotation, molecular function: microtubule motor activity; ATP hydrolysis activity; microtubule binding. Gene Ontology annotation, cellular component: kinesin complex; microtubule. Gene Ontology annotation, biological process: cytoskeleton-dependent intracellular transport; microtubule-based movement.